Molecule: messenger RNA, 1676 nt
Organism: Arvicola amphibius (Eurasian water vole)
Lineage: Eukaryota; Metazoa; Chordata; Mammalia; Rodentia; Cricetidae
Gene: Ccdc69
Product: coiled-coil domain containing 69
Exons: 8
Coding region: 258-836 (192 amino acids)
Cellular component (GO): nucleus; cytoplasm
Molecular function (GO): microtubule binding
Source: RefSeq, a predicted model, not a curated record
UGCACCACCGCGCCUGGUUUAAUCGUUUUCGUUCUUUUCCCUCUCAGCUCUUUCUCAUCAGGGAGUCUUGAGAAUCAUCUUUUGCUCCUAGAGAUACCGAGGUGUUUCUAAUGUGGAGCGCCUCUGGCACCUGCCCUGGCCCGGCCCCGGCCCCGGCCCCGCGCAGGCCCUGCUCUUCCGGCAUUUAAGGCGCGUAGCCGGCGCGGCUGCAGCUCCGAGUAGUUGAGAGUCACAGCCGGCCGGACGCACGAAGCAGGAUGGGCUGCAGGCACAGCCGACCCAGCCGCUGCAAGCGUGCGGAAAAGGUGGAGGAGACACAGACAGAACUCCCGGAGACACUGGACAAAGAGGGAAGGAUCCUGGAAGGACGGCAUGAAGAGGCUGGACAGGCCCUGCCGACGUCAAGUGCACGGGAGAAAGACUCUUCUAGUGUCUCCGUCCAAGAGGCUAAAGCCUCAUUGCAGAACUCCUGUGCAAUGCUAGUCUCAUCACAGGAGGCCAUCCAAGCCCAGAUGAACAAGGUGGAAGGGUCCAUCCUUAGCCAGCUCUAUAAGAACCACAUCCAGGACUAUGGGAGCCCCGGCCCGUUCUGGGAGCAAGAGCUCGAGAGUUUGCACCAUGUUAUUGAGAUGAAGAAUGAGCGGAUUCAUGAGCUGGAGAAACAGCUGCUCCUGCUAGAGAUGCUGAAAGAAAAAAAUCUGAUAUUAGCCCUGAAAAACACCACCCUGCGGCAGGAGGUUGAGGACCUUCAGUUCCAAGCUGGGAACAGGCUGACCGUGUCAAGGAAGUCCAGUUUCUCAACAAGAGAAAGAGGAAACAGGAAACAGUCCACCUGAGCAGGCAUGCGUGGAAUGAAUCGGUCCUGAAGCUUUGCAGUUCCGGAAAGAUCUACUUCAGGACCUGGAGAAGGAGUCGCAAAACGGCCACUGCUGCAGCAGACGGAGGAGCCACUGAACGGUCGGAGUCCUUGGGGCCUGGGCCUCCUCCAUCUUACCCUGCCCUCUCCUGCACCUCAGAGGCCUCUGUCCUCAUCAUAUAGACUCAGGCCCUGGACCCACCGUGGCUCCCGGACUCACCACUCCCUCCAGUCUGUGGAGAAGAGGGCAAGACUCCAUUCUUCUCCCAGGGCCGACUAGGUAGGCAGGAGGAGAUGUGUAUAGGUAACAACACUGGUGGCAGAGGUUGGGCCACCAGCAUCACCCAAGAAGUGCCUUCCCUUAGUUGGCCCAGAGAACAAGCAAGUACAGUUACAGCCCCCACCUGGUGCUUAUGAGGGCAUCCAAGACUUCGCCCACGGCAGCUGGCGCCACUUUGAUCAUCUGACAAAGGGGACAGUCCCCACUCCCAGAUCAACAGCUUUACAGGCAACUCACGGACACAUCCAAGUUCUUCUAACUACACCCGUAAUUCUCACUUGAAGAAGAACUGUGAACGACGGCAUCCCAAGAGAGAGGAAUACAGUAUUGUUUUUGUUGAGAUGGGGUCACGCCACGUAGCCUAACCUUGAACUCAAAACCCCCACGCCUCAGCCUCUUGCGCACUGGGAACACACGGGGCAUGCGCCGCCACACCCAGCGGGAUGAAGAGCUGAUUUGCUGCCGUGCUCAGCACUGUGAAUGUUUUUAAGUAUGUGUAGCUCAGGUCUGAAUGUGAAAAUUAAAUCUUUUGUUAAAAAU